CUCACCACCACCCGGGUAUCGCGAUUUACCCGCUUUUUUUCACCAAACCCAAAUAUCACCACAACACAACAACACUUCAGAGUUGAGUGAAUUUAAUCACAAGGACGAAUCAAUUUAAUUUUAGUGUAACCAUGGCAACCGAUACGGCAACCACGCCCAUGGAAACGCCACCUCCUCCGAUGGAAGUUGAAUCUCUCACAGAAGCGGCCUCAAGGCAGAUGAGGGAGUUGGAUCUCAGUAAAGAAACGCAGAAUGGUAACUCAGCAAAGAAGAAAUCCGCUGCCAUGGCAACGCCCCGCUCGUCGUCCGUUUCCAGGGCAACGAUUAAAUCCCCAACGACGCUGAGAUCUCCUACGACGUCGUCAACGGGGAGUUUCACCGAUGAGAAAAUUAAACUGCCCAUGAAUAAAAUCACCGUUGGCAACGCUCCAUCCCCACAAAUCUCCAAGGCAACCUCGAAAAUUGGAUCCUUAGAAAACACCAGCUACAAACCGUCGGGGGGCAAAGUAAAAAUUGAUCACAAAAAACUAGAGUGGAACGCAAAGAGUAAAAUUGGAAGUUUGGGGAAUUUGGGGCACACGCCGGGCGGGGGGGCCGUCAAGAUAACAACGAAAAAAGUGGAGAUAAAAGCCACGUCCCGGAUCGGUUCCCUUGACAACACGGGUUACAAACCGGGGGGAGGAGCUAAAAAGAUUUUCGAUGAUAAGGAUUACAUGAAACGGGCCAGUCGAAGUUCCGCCUCCAGUUUUGGUGGGGCUGCUGCUGGAGGGAAAAGCUCGGAAAAUUUAUCAGCAAAAACCUCUCGGGCCACGCGAAGUCUGUCCGUGAGCGAUAAAAAAACUGCGGAUGACUAAAAAAAUUUUUGCCUUUUUCUUAUUUGGCUAACGUGUAAAUUUAUUAUGUAAAUUGCUUAUUUAAUGUAAAUAAAUUCCAGUUUCGUUACCAUGACAA
Molecule: messenger RNA, 951 nt
Organism: Folsomia candida
Lineage: Eukaryota; Metazoa; Arthropoda; Collembola; Entomobryomorpha; Isotomidae
Product: microtubule-associated protein tau
Exons: 5
Coding region: 132-854 (240 amino acids)
Biological process (GO): microtubule cytoskeleton organization; neuron projection development
Cellular component (GO): neuron projection
Molecular function (GO): microtubule binding
Source: RefSeq, a predicted model, not a curated record